GGUUCCUGUGAUGUUUGUUCAUGGUUCCUGUGAUGUUUGUUCAUGGUUCCUGUGAUGUUUGUACAUGGUUCCUGUGAUGUUUGUUCAUGGUUCCUGUGAUGUUUGUACAUGGUUCCUGUGAUGUUUGUUCAUGGUUCCUGUGAUGUUUGUUCAUGGUUCGAUCCUGUGAUGUUUGUUUACGAGAGAUUACGAAAACAUCCCAGAGCCAGCAGAAAUGUGGUGUCUUUGGAGACUGGAGAAUUUGACGGAAGGAACAGAAAUCAGAUAAGGUAGUAGAGAAAGGAGUCGGAGUGAGCUGGUGUUCACAAACACUAGUCAGAAGAGACAAUACAAGUCCAAGCACUCUUGAACCGACAUAAAAGCCUUGAAAAGACUUUCUCUCCCUGGAGGUACAGAUGGCCAAAGAGGCAGAGGUUGACAAAAGAUUUCUCACGUUGUACUUGCUGAGCUGGACAACUCCAGGAUCACACUCAGUGUAGGUUUUUGGACAGUAGUGGAGCAGAGAAAUGAGUUGGGGAGCCAUGAUUGAUGAUAUCUGUUUGAGAUCUGCUACUUGAAGAAGAAGAAAAAGAAGGAGGAGGAGGAGGAUCCUUAUCUCUCCACCUUCUUUUCUUUGUAUGUUACUCUUUACUGACACGUCUAAUCUGUGGCACUUGUAUCACCUACUUUUGUUGUAAAGUUGUUUGGCUUGCGUUAUUCCUUGCUUUUUUCCCCUCACAGGCGAAGGUCUGCUUCUGUCCAGAGAAAAGUACGAGGCGACGUCCUUGCAGCUUUAUUCCUUGACGGAGAGACUCAAACUCCCGGAGCCAACCUGUGGAUGGAGGAGGUGCGCCACGUGAGUCGUCUGCCGUGUCUGGAGAACCUUCUGCUGGUGGGCAACACGGUGACCUCCACGCUGGACUACCGCACCAAGACGUUGGAGAUGUUUGGGGACCGGGUGCCUGAGGUGAAGCUAGACAACCAGCCAGCCAAUCAGAAAGAGCUGGACACCGUGGCCGUGCUACAAGCUCUACGCAAGGCCAAGGACGUCAAGAUUGUGAAGAAGCCAAAGAAGGUGAGAUGA
This is a messenger RNA of Aplysia californica (California sea hare), 1063 nucleotides long. Its product is annotated as nischarin-like. NCBI's taxonomy places the organism in Eukaryota, Metazoa, Mollusca, Gastropoda, Aplysiida, Aplysiidae. The record is from RefSeq and is a predicted model, not a curated record. Gene Ontology annotation, molecular function: protein kinase binding. Gene Ontology annotation, cellular component: cytoplasm.